AUGCAGAGUCGCACCUCAGGUGCUUCCCUCAGACGAGAGGACAUGGGAGGUCCUGAUCCGGACAGCAGUUCUCUUGGUCUCUUGGUUGGUGCUGGUCACAUUCUCCACCCCAAGUGGACGUGCGGCUCGCCCGCCAUCUCGCCGCUCAGUCCAAUCUGCGUCGUCCCGUCCAUGGCGAGCUCCAGGGCUAGGCCAGGCGAGGCCAGGCCGCAUAGACUGUCACGUCUCGUUCGGGGAGGCCUCGAGCCCACCCCGAGCUGUGAACGGCAGCUUCAAGCCCGUCCCCUUGCUUGUGGCAGCUGCACCACCACCCUCAAAACGGCUGUGAUGCCGUACCGUUCAGGCAAAUGCAGGCUGCCAAUGCCCAGUCCCAGUCCUUCUUCCGCAGACAAGGGCUCAUCUCAUCUCGCCACUAAGAGGCGGGAUCCCCUGCGUGGCGUCAAGCCUCUGCAGGGAUCCCUGCUCGCACUUCACAUCGCAUCACCGUUGCGGCCCUCCGAUUGGCAGCCCGCUGGGACCCGGGCGCUUAAUUCGACAUUCUGGAUGGCCGCUGGCCGUUGUUGUCGGCUUGGAGCUGCUCGGGCUGCUGUGUUCCGUAAUGAAAAUUGA
Messenger RNA from Trichoderma gamsii, 609 nucleotides. RefSeq lists its product as hypothetical. The coding region runs from base 1 to 609 and encodes 202 amino acids. NCBI's taxonomy places the organism in Eukaryota, Fungi, Ascomycota, Sordariomycetes, Hypocreales, Hypocreaceae. The transcript has a single exon. The record is from RefSeq and is a predicted model, not a curated record.